AUGUCGCUGGGUCACCACGCAACAUGGCUGCCACCAAAUCACCUGCGCCCACCCGACGAUGAUCACCAUCCCCCAGCCCAUUUCCUCCAUAGCCAAUUCAAGGGCCCAUCGCGACCAAGCACUCCCCGGAUGAGGUUGCGCAGUUUGGGAGAUGGGUCGCAAUCCGGUACAGCUGCGGAGGGUGACACUAGUGUGGACGAUGACCCUCAAACCGCCAAAUUCAGAGAACUGUACAAUGCCUGUGAAGACAAGAUUGCCCAUCUCUUCAGUGAGGAAUAUCAGGCUGCAUUGGCAGAAAAACAGGCAGAACAAGACCUCGAGGCGCAAAACACCCAGGUUGCGACACAGGGGCAAACCCAAGCUUCGGCCACUGUAUCGAAGAAGCGCAAAUUGGAUGAUGACGAUUACGACGACUUUGACGACGAUGACGAAGAUGAUAGCACCGAGAUCAAUGCAUCUCCGCUUAAGGGUAAAAGCCAUAAGGUACAGAUCGUCGCCGAUGCAACCCAAUCGCCCAUGCCAAGGCCAGUUGUGCAAUCGAGGCUCUCGUCGGACAUACUCAGGACAACGGUGAAGACUGUCCCACCGAAGUCGCAGAAGGAAGAGGCAGAGGCUGCUCGCAGGAAGCUAGAGGAGGCGAAGCGGGCAGAGGUCGAAAGCGUCCAGCGCGCAUCGCGGAUGAUGUUCUUCACCCUCGAAAAUGAUAGGGAUGCUAUGCUCGACCAGCAACGACUUGACGAGGCCGAGAGACGAGCGGAAGCCGAAGCCGAUGGUAGCAGUAGGACACAUCCUGCCGACCAACAGGGCAGCCUUGCCAGUGCCAACCUUGGUGCAUCCAAUCUCACGCUGAAAAACUUGAUCGCACGCAUCGACCAGCAUCGCUCAAAGGUGCAUGCCACAGAAUCUGAGCUGCGAGCUUUGAUGACCGAGGUCCGAAAGAAUCGAAGCAAGUGGGCAAGUACAGAGAGGGUAGGACAAGAAGAGCUUUACGAGGCAGCCGAGAAAGUACUCAAUGAGUUGAAAGCCAUGACAGAGCAUUCCGGGCCAUUCCUGAACAAGGUGGCCAAGCGAGAAGCGCCUGACUACCAUAUCAAGGUUCCCAAUCCAAUGGAUUUGGGCACCAUGACCAAAAAGCUCAAGCAGUUGGCUUAUGGCUCCAAGGCCGACUUCAUCAAAGAUCUGGCUCUAAUAUGGCAGAAUUGUCUUGACUACAACGAAAGAGCAGAUCAUCCUGUUCGCAAGCAUGCGCUGUUCAUGAGAAAGGAAACGGACAAAUUAGUCCCCUUGAUCCCAGAUAUCACCAUUCGCGACCGGGAGGAGGUGGAGGCCGAAGAGAGACGCCAACAGUUGGCAAAUGGUGAGAUCGAUGACGGGGCCGAAGAAAGUGACGACGAGCCUAUCAUGUCAUCACGAGGACGUAAGGCACCGGGCAAAUCGGCCAAGAAAGGUGCACCAGCGCCUCGAAAGACAGCACCAACUGUUGACAGCGCGCCGACUGCAGACACCAAACCGCCACUGCAGGCGUUCGGAUCAUAUGCAAGCGGCAGUAUUGCUGCAGACUCGGAAAACAACGAAGGCCGUUUGACUCCUCCACCACCUGGCUCGUUGACGCCGUCGGGUCCGCAUGGCCUUAGUAGCGGGAUACCUGGAAGUACCGCAGAUCCGCUGGAGCUCGAAGGUCUUAUCGGUGGCUCUCUCCCUCCACCAGCCGUCAUCGAGCAAGAAGAUGAAGAGUACAGAUUGUGGAAGCAGAAAACCAAGAAAGACCGCGCACUGAUGGCAGCGGAGAGACAUCGACUUUUCCGCGGCGAUCGAUUGAAUGCCGAUGAGAAUGCUUUGCUUCGAAGCAAAUCUAGGAUGCGAAGGUGGCUCAAGAUCCAGAAACAAGCGAUAGCCGAUCACACUCCCAAUGCAGAGAAGGCCAAUACCGAAGAGCCGAAGCAGUCCACGAAUGGACAGACCCUUGCGGAAGGCAUGGAGGGCGAGGACGAUAGUAUGCUUCCUGACUACUAUGAUUCUCUGGCUGGUGUUCCCGACCUUGAUCGUCACUUAGCAUGGGAAGAGGACUCCGAGGGGCAGGUUAUCGACCAGACCGAAGCUUUCUUACGACUGUACCCCAAGAACCGAUUCGUCUCGAGCGGAAGCAAGCUUGCUCAGAAGCUACAAUCCAACAUGCGUCAACUACAGGAAACAAGAAAGGUGUGCACCAAGAUCGGCGUUGUCAAGCAGAUGCAAUUGCAGUCACAAAUGUACCAAAAUCAAUUCCAAAAGUACCAACCCGAACCAUUCGUCGAACGCGACAUCGAAGACCAUGUCAUGUCGGAUUCUGGACCUCUCGUGGCACCUUAUGUUGCUAAAGCUGCACUGCAACGUUCGGUUGGGGAGUUGUUCUAUCAUGCUGGUUUUGAGGAGUUUCAGCCAUCAGCCCUGGACGCUGUCACCGACAUGGCCGCUGAAUACUUCCAACGCCUUGCCACCACACUUGUAAAUUAUCAGGAAGCACCGAAAAUUGCCGUCACCACUACCGUCGCCAACUCAGCCGGCCAACCAGAAACCACAGUCACUUGGAAACCCGCGUGUACACCAGAAGAAUCCAUCCUUCACACCCUACACGAAUCUGGACUUUCCCUAUCAGAACUAGAAACCUAUUGUCGCGACGACGUUGAUCGCCUCACCUCCAAGCUCACCACCAUGCACGAUCGGAUGCGAAAGCACCUUGCCGAUCUCCUUCGACCUGCCCUGAAUGAUGGAUCCGCCGACGGAUCCUCGAACUUCAACGACGGAAGCGAACAGUUCGUUGGAGGCGACUUCGCGGAGGACAUCGACGAAGACUUCUUCGGCUUUAAAGAGUUAGGGCUGGACAGAGAGUUGGGCUUAGCCAGCUUAAGCGUGCCACUGCAUCUGCUACAAAACAGGUUGAGCACGGUGGGGAGAUUGGCGGAUCCUAACGCAACCACGACAACCGAACAUCUCUUUCCUCCACCCCCUCCCUACCCCCGCGUCAUGCUCUCCCCCAUCCAAUCCCAGCCAACGCUCAUCCGUGAAUUCUUCCUCCGUAAACUCCACGCCAAUAACGACGAGCCUCUCGCCGAAGACCUCGAGUUACCGCCCAAACAACGCCCGAAUCAUGGACGGCCGCGUCUGCCUGCCACCGGGAAGAUUGGGGAAGGCAAGACGGCGAAUCCCAGCCCCGCUAAGAAGAAAGACGGUGUUGGGAAGGGAAUGUCGAAGGGUUUGGGCAGUGUGAAGAAAAAGAGCGGACCGGCGACCGAGCUGAAUGGUAUCAACACCUCCGCGGCUAGUGCCGGUGUGGGAGCUGGGAUGGAAGGUGAAUCUCCCAAAGUCAACGGUGUGCUCAAUGAUAAGAAAUCGCUAUCUUCGGCUUCCAUGGGGAAGACCGGCGUGGGAAAGCUCAAGCUCAACGUUCCGAGCGCUACCGGAUUGGAAAGUCCGAACAAGAAAGACGGCUCUAGUGCCGGUGGAGUCAACGGUCUGACGCACAGGGGUGGUAGUGCCGCUCUGACAGAUGGCGAUCCCAUCAUGAUGAGCCCGGAUAGCCUUUGA
Messenger RNA from Endocarpon pusillum Z07020, 3564 nucleotides. RefSeq lists its product as uncharacterized. Gene Ontology annotation, cellular component: SLIK (SAGA-like) complex; SAGA complex. Gene Ontology annotation, biological process: regulation of transcription by RNA polymerase II. Gene Ontology annotation, molecular function: structural molecule activity; protein heterodimerization activity. The transcript is spliced from 3 exons. Bases 1 to 3564 code for a protein of 1187 amino acids. The record is from RefSeq and is a predicted model, not a curated record. Lineage: Eukaryota; Fungi; Ascomycota; Eurotiomycetes; Verrucariales; Verrucariaceae.